This is a messenger RNA of Anisakis simplex (herring worm), 333 nucleotides long. The record is from the annotation of a GenBank genome assembly. NCBI's taxonomy places the organism in Eukaryota, Metazoa, Nematoda, Chromadorea, Rhabditida, Anisakidae.
AUGUUCGCAUUGAUUUAUAAUGCUAUUGUAUCGCCAGCUUUCAACGUUAAAGAUCCACCAGUGAUGGUUGCUGAUUUCGCGAUGUGUGAUAUUCGUUUCUGGCUUGUUGUUAUUCUGUCGACUGCUAUUGCCCUCUCGCCAAGAUUAGUUGUAAGUGUGCUCAUCAAUACGUUUCAUCCAUCGGCUGUACUUCGAGAACGAAUGCAACAGAACGCUCGUAAAUGUGCUGAAAACAACACCACAUCAAUACCGGUGCGAGUGCGAUGGGUGAUAGUCGGCAAUAGAGAAAGCGAUGUGGCCGAUGAAAGAAAUGCCUCAACAACACCAGUAUGA